This is a messenger RNA of Toxoplasma gondii ME49, 2348 nucleotides long. RefSeq names its product malate dehydrogenase MDH (gene MDH). Gene Ontology annotation, biological process: carboxylic acid metabolic process. The record is from RefSeq and is a predicted model, not a curated record. The transcript has 8 exons. Gene Ontology annotation, molecular function: oxidoreductase activity, acting on the CH-OH group of donors, NAD or NADP as acceptor. Bases 1 to 1536 code for a protein of 511 amino acids. NCBI's taxonomy places the organism in Eukaryota, Apicomplexa, Conoidasida, Eucoccidiorida, Sarcocystidae.
AUGCAGGACCCUUCAGGACACGGAAAUCGACCACGGGCUGCGUUGGUGCAACUGCAGGAAUCGUGGGUUUGCUGUGCUGCACCGAAUUCGGUCUUUUCCGCAGACAUUCGCACUGUUGCGCAGAUGUUCUCUCCACCGUGUGCCUCUCGUCGACCUCGUGUUGGCUUUUCCCAGGCAACACUGUGUGCAGGACGCCUUCCAGUCUCUCGUUUCUGCUCCUUGCUCAGUUUCUCUGACCUACCGCCCAGGCAAGACACGCGGCUUUUCCCCUCGAGCUUCCUCAACGGCGUUGCCUCCGAAAAAACGUUGGCAUUUCUCCCGUAUCCUCUACCUCGAGAAUCCGUUUCUGGCGGUUCCGUUCAGGCCCCCGGUGCUCCUGUCUCGGGUGUCAGGCACGACAAAUUCGCGUUUCGACUUAGCCCUGGCAGCAGACCUGGCUCUGUCUCGCGCUUCCGCUUCCACCGUCCAUCUUCCUCCGCGACCGCAGCCAGGCACCUACAAGGAGAAUCUCGGCCGUUCGCUUCCUGCCCCGUCACACCGGAAGCGACCCCAUUUCCGCAGCCAGUUCCUUCCAGCUUCUUCAAGAUGUCUCGAAGAAAAAUCGGCCUCAUCGGCGGCGGCAACAUCGGCGCCACGCUUGCCCUUCUCUCCGCUGUCAAGGAACUCGGCGACGUCGUCAUGUUCGACGUCGUCCAGGACCUCCCGCAAGGAAAAUGCCUCGAUCUGUACCAGUUGACUCCGAUCUCUGGAGUUGACGUUCGCUUCGAGGGCUCGAACGACUACAGCGUCCUCAAGGAUGCGGAUGUCAUCAUCGUCACUGCAGGGGUGCCUCGGAAGCCAGGUAUGUCUCGCGACGACCUGCUGGCGAUUAACGCGAAAAUCAUGGGCCAAGUUGGAGAAGCCAUCAAGCAGUACUGCCCCAACGCAUUCGUCAUUUGCAUCACGAAUCCACUCGAUGUGAUGGUCUACAUCCUCCGCGAAAAAUGCGGCUUGCCUCCCCACAAAGUUUGCGGCAUGGCCGGCGUCCUCGACUCAGCUCGGCUUCGCACGUUUCUCUCGGAGCGUCUCAACGUCUCCGUCGAUGACAUCCACGCCCUCGUCAUGGGUGGCCAUGGAGACACCAUGGUGCCCCUCCCUCGAUUCACCACUGUGGGAGGCAUCCCCCUGCCUGAGCUGGUGAAGAUGGGUAUGAUUUCUCAACAAGAAGUCGACGAUAUCGUCCAACGCACUCGCAAUGGAGGUGGAGAAAUCGUCUCAUUGCUGAAGACGGGCUCUGCUUUCUUCGCUCCCGCGGCUGCGGGCGUCUUGAUGGCCGAGGCGUACCUGAAGGACCGCAAACGCGUGCUGCCUUGUGCCGCCUAUUUGAACGGAGAGUACGGUGUCAAGGACAUGUAUGUGGGCGUGCCGUGCGUGAUCGGCGCGGGCGGCGUCGAGAAGAUUGUCGAAUUGGACUUGACGCCUGAGGAGAAGAAGAUGUUCGAGCGCUCGGUUGAAAGUGUGAAGACGCUUCUCGCCGCUGCUCCAAAGUCAGCCUGAACGAGGCUCGCUUGUGAGCGCGUUGUGGGAGAUUGGCGAUGAGGCGCGAGACCAGUUUUUCUCAUUCUUCUUCUGUCUGCAGCUCCACUUCCUCGCAAAGAUUUUAAUCAGAGCGGCAAAGGAGCCGCAGCUUGUAACAAAGAGUGUAAAUUUCAUGACCGGACUUUGCUUCGGGUGCACACUCUGCUCGGAUCUGUGUCUGUGAGUUCCGCACAUACCUCGUCGAGAGGGGUAAAGGCGUCUUUCGCGGCUGUCGAGCGGCAUGGCGUUCCCCAUCGUCGCUGUCCUGUAUGUCGACAAAUUCGCGUUUCCUCGCCGUGUGCAAAGCAAACAUUCUCUUUAAAAUGUGCCGAUUUGGGUAAUCUCUCUGUGGUUGCCGUCCUCUGUCCUCCCUCAAAAAUUCGCUGGCUGUCCUCUUCUCUUUUCCACAUCUCUCCUGUGCUCGUCUCACCGUUUCUCUCCCCUCUUCUCUCCUUGUCUCGUCCGUCCUUCUUCUCGCUUCCUCCGCCUUCUUCUCUUCACCUGCUCCUCUAUUUCUUCUCGCCUCUCCGCCGGUUUUUCUUCUCUCUUCUCUCCACGUCUUCUCGCCGGGUGCCUGCGCGCCUCUGCCGGCAGAAGUCCGAAAAGAGAGCGCUCCGAGGCCCGAUGGCGAGACGCGCCGAGAAAGUUUUCACCUCUUUCACUUUCUCUCGAAAGUAUUGACACGAAUUGCUGAGUCUCUCUGGAGACUGGAGGAUCACCGGCCAAAGAGAGGAUCUCUGUCUCAGCGUUUGUCAGGAGAAGAGUGGAAGAGAAUGACUGCGGGUGACGCG